Messenger RNA from Paramacrobiotus metropolitanus, 5092 nucleotides. RefSeq names its product zinc finger SWIM domain-containing protein 8-like. Gene Ontology annotation, molecular function: zinc ion binding. Gene Ontology annotation, cellular component: Cul2-RING ubiquitin ligase complex. The record is from RefSeq and is a predicted model, not a curated record. NCBI's taxonomy places the organism in Eukaryota, Metazoa, Tardigrada, Eutardigrada, Parachela, Macrobiotidae.
UAGCCAAGACACAACGCAGACAGACCUAGAAAACAGAAAUCGCUCGCUCUCUCUGCGCACCCAUUCCAUUUCUCCACACUUUUCUUGUUCUCAUCUAUUCCCUCAUCCCACAUCCCAUUUUUUCCGCAAUUUCUAUGAUCUAAUUUAUUCAGCAAUAUAACAACAACGGGAACGGGAAAGCGUGGCGUGGCGGUUGAGAGCGGCGGUCGGGAGGAUGUUCGAGCCGUGGGAGGAGGGCGGCGCGGAGCAGGCGGCGGAGGAGCAGGAGCAGGACCCUGGAUCCUUCGAGGACAGCGACCGCUUCGAGGAGGACUCGCUGUGCUCCUACGUCAGCGAGACGGAAUCCCUCUGCAAUAACUGGCGGGGCUGGCGCAAGACGACGACGGCCAGCACGGGCACCAAUCCCGCCAGCAGCAGGCUCAGUCCGCUGCCAGCCAAGGUUGCGCAAGCGCAGCCCAACGGAGAAUGCGGCGUGUGGAGCCUGCUGGAGCUGGCCUGUCGCCAAGUGGCGCGGCACCUGCCCUUCGAAGUGGUGGAGAAGCACAGCCACCCCGUGGCCGAGCACCUGCAGAAGCGCAUCGCCUUCUGGAGCUUCCCCGAGAACGACGAAGACAUUCGGCUGUACGCCUGCCUGGCCAACGGGAACGCCGAGGAGUUCCAGAAGGGCGAGCAUCUGCACAAGGGGAAGUUGGUCAAAGAUGUCCUGCAGAUUGGCUUCCACCUGAGCGCCGCGGUGAUCCCGCCGCACUCUGGCGCCACUGCCAACAACGUGCUGAACGCGCCGCUGCAGACGGUGUUCAACGUGGCCGUCACCUUCGACCGCUGCCGCAUCACCUCCUGCAGCUGCACCUGCCGUCGCGCCUCCCCCAGCGCCAGCACGACCUGGUGCGCCCACGUCGUCGCCGUCUGUCUGCAGCGCAUCCACCAGCCCCAUUCAGCCAUGCUGCGCGCCUCCCUCUCCGAGUCCCUGGAGCGCCUCAGUCUGUACCAGCUGCGCAAGUUUGCCCAGUACUUCAUCAGUGAGCUCCCUCGGCAGGUGUUGCCGACGGCGCAGCAGCUGCUGGACCAGCUGCUGAUCAGCGCCUCCAGCAUCAACGGCACGCACGGCGCCCCCGACCCCACCGCCGGGCCCUCGGCGCACGACCACAGCAGCUGGUGCCUCAACGAGGACGGCCUGCACGAGAACAUCCGCAACCUGCUCGUCAAGUUCUGCGUGCCCACGCCCCUCGUCUGCAGCGACGUCAACUUCCUCUCCACCUACGCGCCGCCGGCCGCCUCCGAGUGGAGCAACCUCCUCAAGCAGUUCCGCGGCCGCGAGCCGGAAGGCAUGUGGAACCUGCUCUCCAUCAUCCGCGAGAUGUUCCGCCGCGGCGACAACAACGCCGUUCCGCUCCUCACCAUCGUCACCGAGGAGUGUCUGGCCUGCGAGCAGGUGGUGACGUGGUGGUACAGCGCCAAGUUGCAGCAGAGCGCCCACGGCAUCAGCUACGGCUUCGGCCGUAUGGGCAACGCGCCGGCCGUGGCCGCCAGCGGCCAGCAGAGCGCCUGCGCCGGCCUCAUGGACGAAGUGGCCACCUUGUGGCGGCUGGCCGUCCUCAACCCCGCCAACGCCGACCUCGACCGCGUCCAACUCAAGGCCCAGCUAGAGACCUACCAGGCCAAGUGCGUGGAGAAGCUCCCGCGACCAAAAGACGGCGCCGGACAGCCGCCGGGAACGGAGCAGGAGCAGUUCGUCGGCUUCCGGCCGGCCAUCGACGCCUGCGCGUUAAGCUGGGACAACUACUGCCUCAACGGCGUCGGGCGGCCGUACGCCCCGCUGCCCGUCGACCCCCUCCCGGACGCACCCGGGAACGAGGCAGCCUUCUCCAAGGAGGUGCUGUUCAUGCGCGCCGAAGCGCUGUACGUGCACGGCUGCACCGCCGACGCCUGUCGCUUGGCCGUCGUCCUGGCGGAGGACCUCCUGGAGCGCCCGCCGGACUUCAUCCAGCUGGAGAAGACCAGCGCCGUCAGCGAUGGGCGCGCCAAGAAGCGCCUUCUCCAGCAGUUGACCCUCGCCGCGACGGCAUCUCUGACGCAGCUGGCCUUCCUCAUCAGCGUCCUGAUGGAGAACGAAGCCUACCACCUGGCCUUCCGCCUCGGCCUCCUGGCCAUCGAGCUGGCCCGCCCCCCGGCCAGCUCCAAGGCCCUGGAGGUGAAGAUGGCGCACCAGGAGAGCGAGAUUGUGGUGCUCUUGAAGAAGAUCCCACAGGCCCGCCCGGAAGUGGAGAUCCUGCGCCAGCGGGCCGUCGCGCUGCGCGACGGGACGGUCAAGUCGCGGGGCGAUGCGCUGUUGCCGCUGCCGUUGGCGCUCUUCGUCUUUGAAUCGCUCUCCAAUGCCGCGCGCCAAAGCGGGAACGCCCACGACGAGGAGCUGGCCUUCGACGCCGCGGUGAUGGCGCUGGGGAUGAAGAGCAACGUGGCGGAGGCGGAGCAUCCCCUGGUGUGCGAGGGGACGCGGCGGCAGCGCGGUGAACUGGCUUGUUUACUGCUGGUGACGUACAAGGACGACAACAGCCGACUUCGAAAGGUGAUGCACCAGCUGCUGGACAAAGAUCUGUACAAAAGCCACCGCAACGGCGUGAAGUACUCGCCGCCCUGCAACAAAUCCUCCCCGCGGAAUUCCAGUUAUUUAACCGUGCCGAAUAAUGCUCAACAGGCGGGAUUGCCGGCUCUUGUCGGGGAAAUUAGUCUGGAAGACCAGAGAGAAGCCGUCCCGGUGGCCAGAGCGCCCGUCGGCGAAGAGAAUAUAGUGAGACCGGCGGAGUCGGAGGACUCGAGCGCCCUGGACGAGGACAACAAGGACUGGGAGAGCAAGCUGCGCUGCACGGUGUUCAAGCCGCGCCGGCGGCACUCCAACCACCUCGCGGGCGGCAUCGACAGCUCCGCGCCGGAGACGACCAGCAGCGACAACAGUCCGACGCUGAUCCGGCGCUUCCCGCGGCUCGGGGCGGGCGCCAAGGGCAACGAGGCCGACAGCGCCAGCAGCGGCGACUCCAGCUCCGACUCGCGCGACUCCUCCUUCCGCCGCGACGACGACCUAAGCCAGUGCGUGCCGGCGCCGCCCAGGGCGGUCGUCCCGGCCCCUGCGCCGGCGGCGGUGCCCGUGGUGGACAGUCUGGCGCGCAGCUCGACGCCCUGCGCGCGCAACGGCAAGCGCAACGCCAAGAAGUCGCCGACGGAGCCCAACCAGCCCAGCGAGGCCAUGGCGCACUUCAUGUUCGAGCUGGCCAAGAGUGUUUUGGUCAAGGCCGGCGGGGACGUCAGCAACGCGCUGUUCCAGCCGGUGGCGGGACAGCAACUGGGCCUGCCGCACCGCGAGCUGCACAUGUGCGCCUACCAGAUUGGCCUCUACGCGCUCGGUAUUCAGAACUGUGUGAGCCAGAAUUGGCAAUCGCGGACGUAUUCCUCGCAUGUGUCGUGGAUUACCAAUCAGGCGAUGGAGCUGGGCUUCGAGGCGGUCAACUUCCUGAUCGACACCUGGGAGAGCCACCUGACCCCGUCGGAGGUGGCGGUGCUGGCCGACAAGGCCUCGCGCAGCAGCGACCUUCAAAUGGUGCGCGCGGCGGCGGAGUUGGCGCAGUCGGUGCUGUCGCACUCGUCGGCGCUGAACCCCGCGGAGAUCCAGCGCGCCCUGGCGCAGUGCAAGGAGCAGGACGGGCCCAUGCUGGAGCAGGCGCUGCUGGCCGUCGAGGCCUCGGCGCGCGGCGGCGGCGUCUGUCCCGAGGCGCUCUUCGACGUGGCGCGCAAGUGGUACGACCUCUUCGCCGAGGCCACCGGCGAGCUGCCGCUGCUGGCCAACGCCGCCGAGGACGGCCACAACCCCGCCGUCUUCAGCAACAACCACCUGGACCAUCCCGCGCUGCAUCCGCACCAGAACCUGAUGCCGCUGGCCUACCAGCCGCACCUGCAGCACCACCCGCAGUACUCUUACCACCACCACUACGCGCCCAACCCCGCCGCCGUCCUGGCCGUGCUGCGCCACCACCACCCCUACGUGCAGCACCACGGCCUGGUGCAACAGCAGCAGCGCCACCCGAUGAAUCCCUACUACCAGCAGAUGCAGCUGGGCAUGCUCAUACCCGGCGGGAUGCCCGCCGUUGUUCGGCCGCCCAUGCACCGUUUCGCGCACCCCCAUCCCUCCUUGGCCGGCAUCCCGGGCCUCAACGGGCUGGUGAUGCCGCCGACGCCGGCGGCGGCCAGCGGCAGUAUUUCGCCGGCCGUGUUGCAGUAUUUGACUUCCGCCUACCGUGUGGGCAUGCUGGCCAUGGACACGCUGGCGCGGCGCCUGCCCGACGGCCACGUGAACAAGUACAGCCGCGCGCCGCCGCACGCCGAGUCGAUCAAGUGGCUGGUGGCGGUGUCGUUCAGGCUGGGCAGUCAGUCGCUGCUGGAGAUGUGCCGCGCCGUGGAGAACACGGUGUCCAGUCCGUCGAUGCUGUGGGAGAUCGCGCGCGCCGCCGCGCUCUUCCUGGCCGACAGCGAGUUCCCGCACCGCGAGAUGCUGGACGCCGACCCGGGCACGCGCGCCGCCUUCCAGCAGCUCCUGCUGGACAAGUACCUGCGCGUGCAGGCCGUGCAGACGCUCAUCAAGAAGAGCACGCAGAUGUUCAACCUGUGCCUGCGCCAGAAGCUCCUCUACAUCGCGCCGGCCGACUACGAGGACUUUCUAAGCACGGUGGAGGAGGCGCGCAAGGUGUACAGCCAGCUGGCCAACGUCAACUGGAGCUUCCAGUUCCACAACCUCCUGACGGAGAUCCGCGAGCAGCUGGCCGGCAAGCGCGACCUGCUGCAGCGCCUCAACGCCAUCACCGGCCAACACCUCGUCCCCAACAACGUCAACGGCCAUCCUUAACCGGAAAAGGAGCGUCUAACCCGCCGUGCUGGUCACUCUUGUUGUUUUUAACCCGUUUUUAACCCCCUUUUUACUCUUGUUGUGUCCGUGUGGUACGUUUAACUGCACCGGCUGAUUUCAGUUUGUUCAGUAGAUUUUGACUUUAUUGGUGUUACGUGAGGUACUGAAUUUGUGGUAACUUGUGCUAAUUACUCAGACAGG